CAAACUAAACUAAACUUGUAGGUAUCGGACAAUUAUUUCGUGUAGGUUUAUUAAAUAUCUCUUUUCUUUAUAAUAUUUACAGUGUAUCUUAUAUUAAAUGUAGUUAUUGGAUACAAAUUUUUUGUGUGACUUGUGAAAAGUGCCAAAUUGAUGUUUUAUUUUAAACGGUAUUAUGAAUCAGGUUGAUCAAAAUAUAAACAAAGAUAUGAUUGACUCUGAUCUGAUUGACGUGGAUUCUUUGGAUUUUUCUGAUGAUCAGACAUGGCUAUUUACAAUACCUGAGGAUUCUGGUCAGAAAGUAGACUUAGUAGAGUUUAAUCUGGCAUGCGACUGGCCUAUCAAUGAAGAUGAAGAGUAUCUGGCAUUAGAGAAGGAACUGAAUACUAUAUUGGAUAAUCUUCUCAAGAAUGAAGUGGCGUUGCUCGAUAAGCAAAAGUUCGACUCGCGUACUUACGUCAAGCCAAAGAAGCGUACGCAAAGGCCGAGCAUACAAAGCAUCGUCGAGGUGACAUCCAACCCGCCUUCGAUGUCACCGCACUCGUCGCUGAAUCCAUCCCCCAACAAGUAUCUGACGUACAACAAAUAUAGCAACCCGUUGGGUCCAAUCAGCCCUAUGUUGAGACUGAAAACAUUCAACGUUGACACCAACACUGAUAAUAGCCAUGUGGUUAAGGAAUAUGCGAUGAAAAGGCGUAGCGUGACCCAUGAUGAUGACCCACAGCUUGAAGAUGUCGAUGGAGAAAACUCAUCCGAGCACGUGCCCUUCAAAGCAAUUAACAUCGACCUAUCACAACCGGCGCACAAUAUACACAACACAUUCAACAAAGGCAUCAUGCACAUCAUGCCCGAAAGUGGUAGCAUGCACAUGUACCAAAGCGGGGAAUCCCUCAUGCGCAUGUCACCUCCAAGCCUCGUAUCGUCGAUGUUAAUGGAAAACUCUGGAAACUUCAAUGUCGAGUCCAUGGACAGUAGAAAAUCGCUGAGAGAUUCAGGGCUACCAAUGUCAGGGCGAGAUAGUAUAGAUCCAAUGAUGACGAGUAUGACACUCAGCAUCUUGGACGAAAAGGAUAUGAGCACGAGUUUUCUCUCGCAAACCACAUAUCCCGACAACGACAGCUUCAUGGACUCCUUACCACCCAGUUUAGUCAAUUCAGUUAACUCCUCCUACGUUGUUUCAAACACUUCCAAAGCUAGAACUGAUACGACCGAUACAAAUAUAUUUAGCUCGGCAACAUUCACUCAUCUAGAACAAUCCGAAAUACUUCUAUCGGCCAGACCGAGAUGUCAUUUAUAUAAUAGUUUCUCUAAACGGGAAUCGAUUAAAAAUUCCGAAAGUUACACAAAAGCGAGGGAAGAGGCUUGUCAAAUCGAUACAGUUAAAAUUCUAAAUGAAAACUCCGAUAUCAAUUUGGGUGUACCGCAACUUAAAAACUCCCCGAAAUCUCUAAACAAGACCAACGGAGAGAUGAGUGAAACGAUAACCUUACACUACUCUAACAAUAAAUUCAGGCGAGACAAUGAUGCAGAGAAAGAAAACCUAAACAGAACUUUUCAAAGCGAUGAUACCUUCUACAAAGACAUGGGCAUCCCCAGAACCCAUCCGGUCGAUCAAGGCAAGAACAGUUUGAAUGUGACCCUAGACAAACAAGAACUAAAUGAGAUUAUACAGGCACGGCAGAAGUUGUCAAUGGCGAGGAAAGCAUUGCCGAGCGAACCAGAAAAACCGUCGUCUCUAGUGAACCCAGUCGAUACGUCCCCAGUAAAGACGAUACAGCUUCCAAAUCAGACGAUAACAGUGCCAAAACAGAGCAUAGAAAAUGCCUCAGAACUGCUGUCCAGGCGAAGAGCGAUUAACAGUUAUGAGAGGCCAGAGGACCAUGUGAGGGAAACGCCGAAAAGAAACGCGACCUUCAAAAAAGCAUCCCCAACCACACCGAAAGCCAAUGCAAUGGACGCAACUGUUGUAUACGUUAAAACAGAUGAUACUAACAUCAUCGAUAUAAAUUCCGCCACUUUGAAUCUUAUUGAUUCUAGCGAAAGGAAUCAAGAGGAUUGGGGUCUUCAAGAACGAGCAAUGGUUGGCUCUAGUGAAAGUACAGGCACCGAUACAGGCACCUUUAGCUCGAGCAGUCCGCCUGAAAGUGUACCUGACACCGUAGAUCCUCGCACUCAAGUAGCAUCGACACCACUAAUGUCUACCAAAAAGGGUGUAAAGAAUGAAUUCUUGGACAUCCAUAGCACUAUAUCACCAAUUUAUGAUAUGGUCGACGACAAAUCCUACACGGUGACCAGAGUGCAGAGUUCUGCUGAUAAUAUGGUGAAAACAUACGACCUGAACACAACAGUCAUUAAUAGUGCAACCUUGGUUAAAAAGACUGCGGCUAAAAGGGAUAUAUUGGCUACAAAGAAUUAUCCAGAGAGGAAACUGUCCACCCCCACACAAAUGCAAAGGCCCUCUGUGAAUAGAGUUUCGCCUACGAACGGGUUAUACAGUGCUAUGCCACCGCCCGCAGCUCUCCCGAGGAAAACCGGGCUGCCAACAUCAAAACUCAGACAGUACAGCUCACAUAAGGAACUUAAUAGGAUACCUGGAAACCCCCCUUCAACCGCUGCAAGAGUGUUAGCGGGCCGGACUAUGGUACGGAGAGGGGUGUACGCGUCAAAUCCCGCCCUCAGUCCAACCGCGCCCGUCCCGCCCACACUCUCGAAUCUCACAAUACCACAACGGAGGGAGUCCUACACUAUCGCAACACAUCAGAGGGAAAUAGAACAAGAAAAACAAGAUAGGCCGAUGUUGCUGAAUCCCCCAGCGUUGGUUCGACAAGGGACAGAGACUUUGCGUAGGGAGCGACCUCAAAGUCAGCUCGUUGCGCCUAAAGAUCCACCGGUCACCCGGCCGUAUUCAAUAGCGGGUACCUCUCAUCUGCGGGUGUCCAGGCCCACAUCUGUGCCGCUACAGAAGCCUGCAACAGUUACGACACCGCAAAUGGAGCAGCCUCGACCGUCGUCAGGCGUCGAUCGCAUGUCUGCGCUGCCACGACCAUCCAGAUUGCCCGCGCCGAGGAGGGCACUGAGACCCCCAUCUGUAUACUCAGUGGCACCUCCGGGCGAUACGGAGCAAUACUGACCCACAAUUUGUUGUGCCAACUUCCUGGGCCUCUAGCCCUUGUAUUAUUAAUGUAAUAAACUAAAUCUAGCGUUAAUAAAACAAACUGUAAGAUCACAUUAGAAACAUAUUGAUAAACUUUGCUAUUGCCAACUUCGUCGUUGUUCUAACCGAUGAUCUUCCAAUGCUUGAGAUGCGAUUCCACGUGACUACGUAAAGGAGAACCCAUAUGCCCAGUAAUAGGCAGUUCUAGUGUGAUCUUAAAGCCUUUGAGAACUGUCAAUUAGUCUCAAACGAAUUUCUAUCACAUAAGCGAAUCGCUGGAGCGAAAACCCUGUCUUCAACAGAAAGCCGUGCGUGACAAAUCGACAGUGCUCAAAUAUGCUAAAAUAAUACGAAAUGAAUACGACUGAUUAACGAAAUUCGGUGUCUAUUAUCGAACUUUCAACCGCUUUCGUAUAAUUCUCUUUUGUAAAUGUAGAUAUUAUACAGAUUAAAAAUUAAUUGAAAAUUAAAAUGUUGCCAGUGUUGUUGCUCAUAGAUACUACCGUUUGAGAUUAAAAAUUUAAAUUACCAGUUUUUACAAUCUAUGGUAGCAAUACUGAUAUUUUUUUUUUUAAUUUGUUGAGCUGUUCGCACAUUACAAAUUUUAUUAUAACGUUAACCUACUAACAUCUAAUAUUACCACUGGUCAGGUUGCACUUUGUUUUUAUCUCCAAUUUAUUGACGCCAUUUUGGUGUCCAGUGAACCAGUGAAAAUUGUAAUUAAUAAAAACACUAUAUUGUUAGCUCCAACGACACAUGCAUGUCAAAUGUUCUAAAAUGAAGACCAAAUUGAAACUGUCAUUUGUGGGGUGAGUGCGUUAACCGAAUUUCUUUCGCGAAUUUGUAUUUCAAACUCAAUACAUCGCGUGCGAUUCGGUAUAUUGUAAUGUGCAAUCAGCUUUAGUAGUAAUAAUCGAUUGUUAAUGAAACGAUUUCGAAAGGAUUUAUAUAAUAAAAAAGGUAGUGUUCUCUUUGACGUUUACCGAACACUGCAAUAUUUUUUAAAGAAUAUCUUCAAAAAUCCUUGAUAAACGCCGAAAGUAGUAACGCAGCUUUUUAAUGUAACUGAAAGUCUAUAGAGAAUAUAUUUCCUUUCUUUUUAUGGAUUACUUUAAAAGUUUAACGGAAAGUCCAUAAUUAUAUUUUUUCAAAACUAACGUCGGCGAAUAACUUCUGCUAAGUAACUUUUUCCAAUACAAACUUUCAUAUGCUAUAACUCUACACUAUAAUAUACCCGUGAUGGAAAUAAGCCUUCUUUCUCAAUAAUUGAUUAUUCAAAAACAAAAAAAAAACAAAUUUAACUGGUAGUUGCACAGAUAAGCGUGUUGAGUAAAAAAAACAACGUCAGCUUUAUUCAGCUGGAUACUUUUAGUUAUAUUAAAAAGCAAGUUAUCCAACGUGACGGUAUAUUAAAACGUAUUAAAUUAAUUGCAAAAAAUGUAAGAAAAUGAUUAAUUAAGUUUUUUAAUAUAAUUUACCCCAUAACUUUAGGAUAAUAAUUUUUGUACGAAAUUUUUAAACUGACCAGUGUCAGAGUUUAUACUAUAACCUCCUUAAAUUUCUGAUAAACAUUUCACAGGAUGAAAGAUGAAGGUGUAUUAUGAAGACAAUAUUAUAAUUUGGCACUAGCAAUAAAAUUAGCUAAAGCUUAUUAAUGUAACGAAAACUUAUUUUGUACCCGUUUGUAUUCGUUACUGAUAGAACACAUUGUGUCGUUACUCGUGACUUUGAUAAAAAUCGCCUCAGUUAAAAAAUUAUAGCUUUGCAACUUAGAUAUUUUAAAGAUAGAUUUGUUUUAGACAAUCCUUCAUAGAAUAAGUAUAUUUUUUACAAGAAAAGCAAUUUCAGUUUAAUAACAAUAUUGAUAUAAAUUAAAUCUUAUCUGGUGAAAUAAUCUAUAUUCAUAAGAAACAUUUCUUAAACAAUACAAAGUGAAAAUGACAAAUGCGAUUAACGAAAUGCGUUUUUUAGUAACGAUUCGGUACUUACCAGUUACAGUUUCAGUAAACCCGAUACUUAGUAACGAAUACAUACGGGUUGCCAAAGUUGUAAUAAAAUAAAUUGUUGUAGUUCCUGACAUUUAAUACAUAUUUUCAAAAUUAAUGCACAAACAUUUUUUCAUUAGUUUUUUUAUUGACAUACUUUUGAUAUUUUUUUUACAUACACGGUUUAAGAUUUAAUGUAUUUCGACAUUCAAAAUUUUUUUUUUAGAAAAAUUUUGGUAUUGUCCUUUACCUGAGGAAGGAAAUUCACUUUUCAAGGAAUGAAAAGUAUCCAAUUUCACCCUCACAUUCUGACGCUCUCUUGUAUUUAACUCAAAAUUCCAAAUUACCACCUAAAUUCACUAUUUGGUACAAAUACAUACAAACUAAGAUAAUAUUAUUUCUAUGUUAUAUACAAAUUUAGUGCGUAAUAAUUAUUAAUAUUGAGUAUCGACCACUUCGGAGUUAGUUAUUUAUUUUUCAGAUUAAGACAAUAUUUGCAUUUUGUUUAGAGAUGGUAUUCAUAUAAGGAUGUGUAAAUGUAUUUUUGCUUUAGACGUAAAAUUUAUUAUAAAAAAAAUAAACCUUGGGAUAGUAAGUUCAUAAAACACUUUGGAAACUUAAAAGUAUAAAAAUUCCGGUCUUGUAUUUUACAUUAAAGCUUUUGAUAUACUGGAAUUAAAAACAAUUCCAAAUUAUUUACACGCACAAUUUAUUACACGAUUUUCAACGAAAUAUUUUAGAAAUGCAGGAUUAUCUAAUGUUAAAAUGUUAAAAUCACUCAGUGUAGUUGGGUACAAAGCUGUUUAUAUGUAUACUUAUAAAUUAUGCAUGUAUAUUAUGUAAAGUUCGUUAUUAAUCUACCUUAAAAAUGUCUAUAAGUAACGCCUAUCGCUUUUCCUAUUAUAAAUAAAUAAACUUAAUAUACAUAUCGUUAAAACAGAAUAAUAUCAAUUCAGCUUAUAUUACUACAACGCAAAAAAAAUUAUAUCAAAUAUACUGACACUUUAUAAAAUUUUAAGACACAUAAUCACUGUUGCACACUUUGUAGAUGCACUUUGGGGAAAUAAAGUUUAAAAAAAAGCCUGUGAAAAUAAAUUAUUUAUAUUAAAUUCCAGUACGUUUCAUAUUAAAAUAAACUUAUAUCUUUUCCGUAAAAAAUGUUUUUCUGGGUUUUUUUAUUACGACGUAUGAUUAUUUCACAUUAUAAUCACUUUGCCAUAAAAAAUGUUGGUAAGUACUUGUUGGUUUUUUUAAUUGAAUAAUAAGCCCAGUAAAUUCCAUGACGUAAUAUUUCAAAUUGUAAUUAUUUUACCACAAGAAAUAUCGGUGAAUUUUGGGGACUAUAUAAUUUAUUAAUUUGCCAUAUAAUUUUGUUGGUAAGUAUUGUAAAUUGUAAAUUAUCCUUUGUACCGCCUGGAGCGUUACUUCAAAUUUUGAACAUACAUUUCUAUUUUCUAAUAAAUUAUAAAGUAAGUUAUACAUUUUAUUAUAAUUAUUUUAUAUUGCACAGAUUACGAAAAACAGACUAGACGGAAUCCUUAAGGUCAAGAUCGUGAGAAGUCCAUUAACCUGAACUAACCUCUAAAUACUGAAACAUCUUAUAGUUUAAGGUUAAAUUUGAUACAAAAUGCAAGAGUUCACCCGAGGUAUGGUUGCAUUUUAUUUAAGGAGGCCCUGUAACAUCAAUUGAUUGACUUAUCCGUAUUUGGAAGUUAGUGUAAGUUCAAAAUAAACUAAGUGAUAUGGGCGAUGCUAUAUACAUAUAUAUAUAUAUAUAUAUAUAUAUAUAUAUAUAUAUAUAUAUAUAUAUAUAUAUCUGUUUUGUAUGGACGUAAUUCUGCUCGUAAUUUGCAUCCAUUUUAUUAAUUAAUUACUCCAUAUAAAGUUAACAAAACUCCUCCAUAUAAAGUUUUGUAACAGUUGUAAACCGGUAGCGGCUAUUACCGCGAUAAGUAUACCAACGGCCCCGUUGAUAACGUGGACUGGUGGUACGCUGUAUGAAAGUUAUUUCAAGUAUUUUUGAAAACUUUGAAACGAAUACUGUAGCUAUCUCUUUAAAAGUAGUGAAAGCGAAAGUUUCAAUUGUAUUGCAGUUUGGGCAGGUACAAACAUACGCCUCGUUUUAAGAUUGGUACUGUACCAAUACGAUGCUACCACCGUUACUAUUCUCCUUUGGAUUCCGGCUACAAUUUUCCUAGUGUCUGUGUAACAUUGUGUAAAAUUGUGCAAAAUCUCAGAGAGUGCACAGGUGAAGCGAUCCUUCCACGCCGUGUUAUUAUUUAUUAGCCUGUCGAUCCAUCCGUUGCAUCGCUUUCUGACAUAUUCCGCCGUGUACGGUUUGUUUUGACACGUCGUGCCUUAUUUAGGUAGUGUAAGAAUUUUGUUUUCAUUUUCUAAUAAAAUUGUGUAUUUACAAA
Pararge aegeria (speckled wood butterfly) is the source of this 7553-nucleotide messenger RNA. RefSeq lists its product as uncharacterized. The transcript has 14 exons. The coding region runs from base 173 to 3127 and encodes 984 amino acids. The record is from RefSeq and is a predicted model, not a curated record. Lineage: Eukaryota; Metazoa; Arthropoda; Insecta; Lepidoptera; Nymphalidae.